Molecule: messenger RNA, 1320 nt
Organism: Harpia harpyja (harpy eagle)
Lineage: Eukaryota; Metazoa; Chordata; Aves; Accipitriformes; Accipitridae
Gene: HMGN1
Product: high mobility group nucleosome binding domain 1
Exons: 6
Coding region: 166-474 (102 amino acids)
Biological process (GO): chromatin organization
Cellular component (GO): chromatin; nucleus
Molecular function (GO): nucleosomal DNA binding
Source: RefSeq, a predicted model, not a curated record
CUGGGAUGGAUUGGGGGGGGGGGGGGCGGUUUCCCUGCGCAGCGAGGCUGGCUCGCAGGCAGCCGCAGCGGCUCGCCGUGAGGCACCCAGCGCGCGCAGCAGCCGGGCGGGAGCCGCCGCAGCUCCGGGGGUCGCGGCCGGGAGCCGCCGCCGCGCAGCCUCGCCAUGCCGAAGAGAAAGGUGACGGUGGCGGACGGGGAGGCCCCCGAGGAGCCGAAGAGGCGAUCGGCGCGGCUGUCCGCUAAACCUGCUCCUGCCAAAGCGGAGCCGAAACCCAAGAAGUUAGCGGCAAAGGAUAAAUCUGAGGAAAAGAAAGCUCCAUCAAAGGGGAAAAAAGGGCCUAAAGGAAAACAGACAGAAGAGACAAGCCAAGAACAGACAAAGGACAACUUGCCUGCAGAAAAUGGGGAAGCUAAAAGUGAGGAGACCCCAGCAUCUGAUGCAGCAGUAGAGAAAGAAGCUAAGUCCGAGUAACAUCUGGUACCAAGUCUUUAAUUGGUGGUCCUUAAUACCUUUCUUCUUGUACAAUUCAGAGGAAUAUUUUUAUCAACUAUUUUGUAAAUGCAAGUUUUUUAGUAGUUCUAGAAAACACAUUUUUAAAAAGGAGAGAAUCCCAACUCAACCCAUUUUUUUACAUAUUUAGAUAAGUGUAAAUGCUUUUUUUAAGUGGUAAAAUCAUGUACUGGUUGUCUGUUUUCUAUGAAACCAGAAAUUAAUGGCAUGUUACGUUACGGAGAGGACUUUGAAGCCUUGAUUAGGCUUCAUGUUCCACAGACUGCGAGGGACAGUUUUUCUAUCCUAUUAAAUGAAGCAUAACACAGAUCAGACUUUGGAAUUCGUAAUGAUAUGUUGAGAAUGUCUUAACAUUUUAGUUAUUUAUCUUUAUCUAUGGUUGUACCAUCAGUAGAAUUGUUUAUCUAAUAAAACUGCUCCCUAGUGUUGGAUUUCUUGCUGAGUGAUGUAUAUCUGUGACAAAGUUAUUUUUGGUAGUUGCAGCUUUAUUUUUUCCAACAACUUUGUAGCUGUGAUGCAAAAGAUUGGAAACUUUUGUUCUAUCUUUAAAUACUGACUAAGUAAAAGUUUCUGUUUGGCAGACAUAACUUGUUAUGUCAGUAUUUGAGAUAUUGGAACUUCAUAUCCAGUUUUAAAGGACAGCUUGUCUACAAAGAAGAAACGGAAAAUAUUUGAAAUAGUCUUAGAAAAAAACCAGAAUUAUAGUUUUUAGAUUUAAAAAACUAUGUGACUAAAAACAAUUGUAAAAUUGUUCAUAGUGUCUGUGAUCACCAAGCAAAAGCCAAAUAAAUCUUGAUUAUGAAAGGA